ACAGAUGUGCUCGGUCAAGUUUUGGAUUGUGGUGAUGUCGAAAACAUUCAGUGUACCGGGGGAAAGCAACGAAAAAAACUUGAAUUCACCCUAAGCGACAUCAAGUAAGUUAGCUGUCAUUUACUCCAAAAACAAAUGUAUUGCAUACGAGUAAGAUAAUAAAACUAACCAUAUCUUGACAACCUUUCAUAGUGAUUCGCAUUUACCAUGCUGCAUAUGGGGCAACUUAGCCGAGAAACUCCAUUCUGCAAUUAACCAAGAAGUUGGUAUGGUUACUAUGCUGCUCAGGUUUGCUAAGCUUGGGAGAUUUAGAGGUACAUAAUUCACGAUAAACCAUUAUGAUAAACUUAAUGGUUUAUAUCUUAAUUUUCCAUCAAACAAGUUUGUUUCAUAUGGGCUUUACAUUAUAUACUAAACAUUGUUUUUGAAGUUAUAUAAGAAUUUCAUAUUUAUAAUUAAAAAAUUUAAAUAUACAAUUAAUAAACAUAAACAUAAAGUAGAUAGGAAUGUAAUACAUGAUAUCAAUACACUCGGUCAUAAUUUAAAUAAUAUUACAAUUCAUUUAAAUAUUUUAAUAAUUUAAUAAGACAAUGUACACAUUAAUUUUACCAAAAAAAAUUGUAAAGUUAAUAUCUUCCUGUAUUUUUGAAAAAAAAAAGUAUUUCACAAUAUUAACAUUUGGUAUAGAUGAAAAAGUAAUGUAAAACAUAAAAACAAAUGCUAACAAAAAACACUAAGACAUUUGAUAUACAUUUGUUAUAAUACUAGAUAUAUGUCCAAUAAAACAAACUCGCGCUUAAUAAUAAAAUUGACAAAGAAUACAAACCCGCGCUUUGAAAGCGCGGGUCAAAAUCUAGUAGAGUAUUAAAAUUAGAUAUAUAUAUAUAUAUAUAGUUAGCUAAUAUUAAUAUUUAAUGAUAUGAUGGAACAUGUUACUAUUAAUAUUUUUACGAGUAUAGUUUUACGGGUUGUUCCAACAAACAUGUAAAUAUUUAUCAAAUAUAAAACUAACUGACAAAAAAAAACACAUUUUAAGUUAGGCUUGGGAGUCUAUGUACCUGUUGGGAUACGGGUUCGGUAUUUUGAAUUUUGGUUCAAAUUUACAUCCUAUGUCUAAUUCUGGUAAAUUUGUAAGUACGGAUCGAGUUCGGAUAUAACACAUUGUUUUUGAUUCUAAUUUUUAUGACAUCCUAAAACUCAUAAAGUAAUCAUCCAUCGUAUGGAUUCAGGUUAUAUUAGUUCGGUUUUGAUAUAUCUGAAGUUAAAUUUAAAAUUUAAAAGAAAAGCAUUAAAAAUAAAUACUUAUUAAUAGAGAAUUAGAUAUUUAAAGUAAUUAUUUAAAAUUUAAAUACUUAUUCUUAGAUAUCAUUUCAAAGUAAUAUAAAAUGGAGUAUAUGAAGUACAUAUUUAUGCUUCAAAUAUUUAUAUUUGUGAUUAAUUUGAAUAUUCGAAACGGUUUUCUGGAUUUUAUUCGGAUAUUUUGGUUUUCCGAGUUAUAUGUUUGAGUUUGUCUAAUAACACUCCGGGUUCGAAUAUGUUUUGAACCACUGUACAAUAUUCUUUUUGGUAUUUCUUAUAUUUCAGAGUACGAAUCAGGUUUUUUGUUUGGGUUUGGUUCGAACUUCAGGUUACAUGUUUUAUGCUCUGGCCUACUUUAGAUAAAGAGAAAAUGUGAUUAUAUAAAAUUUUCACCAAACCUAGUGUAUUAUUAAUUUAUAAGUCAAUAACUUUAAAUCAAACAUCAAAUUUAUACUAUUUCUUUUAUGAAUUUUUCUCUUCUUUGAUUUUUAACUUUUAUUGAUUGAAAAAAAAAUAUAUUAGUAUAGGAUAAUAAUAUUAUUUUGUUUAUCUUUUCAAAAUGCGUUGUUAUUUUAGCCAGUUUGUAUUAUAUUGAUUUACAAUAAAUUAUCUAAUAAAUAAUAUGUUCUCACUAAUAUAUAAUGAUGUUACUAAAUCAAAAUUUUUGGAGUUAUCAAAACCUACAAAAUCCCAACAUAAAUCAAAAACACAAAAUAUUAAAUAGAACUCAACUUUACAUAUUACAUUAAUCAAAGUAAAUAAAGCUAUUGAUAUAUGUAUAGUUAUAAUGUAAAAUACCUUUUAUAAUAACUAAAUAAAGAUUUGAAAAGAAAGACGAUUUGACAACCAAAACAUUUAAAAUAUGUAGUGUAUGAGAUAAAAGCAUCUCCAACCCUUUGUUUUUUUUAAUAACAUCUAACUUUAUUGAUUUCAAAUCAAUGUAACACAUAUAUUACAUGAAACAUAAAUUACAACAAACAUAUUGUUAAGAAAAACUUUUAAUAGAGACACGAUGAUUCCUAACACAUUCGUAGGAUAGGCUGAUUCUCCAACCCUUUGUUAUGUUCAUCUGUAAAUGUCAUAAACUUAUAAUAGAGAAAAAUAUUCUCUAGGUAAUCUUUUUCUUCUUCAAAAAUAGAGAUUACUAGGUUGUCCUUUAAAUAUAGAGUCAAUAGUAUUCUUUCAUUAUAGAGUCAUAAUUUUUUAUUUUCAAAUUUUUUAUUUUAUUUUAAAACUUUAAUAAUUAUAACUAAAACAAAUAUUUUAUAAUACAGUUUUUAUAUUAAAAAAAAUAAUCACAUUUUUACAUAAUAGUCUUUCAAAAAAAUAUAGUUAAAAAAAUUAUAACUCUAUGAAAUCCUUGUAAAAAUUAAACGUGAAUAGGUUUAAUUUCCAAGUUUUAUAAAUAUAAGGUACUUUUUUGUGAAAUAGAAAACGAAUAUUUUGAAAAUAUUUCUUUUUAGAGGCAAACCUAGAGAAAUACAUUGGAGGAAAUGCAUCUUUAUUUAGAAUUACUCUAAUGUAAGAAAAUUAAAUAAAAUUUAUUACCACUCUUCUAAACAUAUUUUUAAUAUUAUAGUAUAAUAAUAUAUCUAAUAUUCUAACCUAUUUUAAAUAUUUUAGUAUAAUGAUAAAUCUAAUUAUUCUUGUAUAUAAUACUAGUUAUAAAAAUUCAAGCAUAAAAAGAAACAUGUAGAUAAACAUAAAAUAAAUACAUUGAAUUAUCUUUUCCGUUUUUUCUUUCAAACAGUUUUCAAUUUAUCUUUUCAACUAAUUUUUCUUUAUUUAUAUUUAUUCAAUUAAAUAAGAAAUUUUAUAAUUAUUCAUUAAGGGUAACAUAAAAUUUAGACUCUCUAACUUUUAACGUGAGAGACCGAAUGCGAAAAAUCACUUCGCAAAUAAUUAUAUCGAUACUAGUUUUAAAAUCUGCGUCUUAUGCGGGAUGAGCAUUGUGUAUACAAAUUAGUUUUGCGUAUUACUACUUAUUUUAAGUUCUUUUACAUAUUAUAUAAUAAUAAAUUAUUAUUAAAUAAUUGAAAAGCUAUUAGUUAUUACGUGUAUAAUUAAAUACGCACAAACACAUAAAUAAAACAAUCACUCUUCUUUACUUGCAAUCAUUUUGUGGUAAAUAAAUAAAAACAAUAAUUUUUACAUAUUUAUAUGGUAUAUAAUUUAAAUGAUAUCGACAUAUAUAUAAUAUAUUUUAAUAUGGAUAUCUAGUAAAUAAGGCUUCGUAUUCAUAUGGUUUUAUGAUUAUUUGUAUAUUUUUAUAACAAUAAUUUUAACUGUUGAUAAUAAAAUUUUCAAUGUGGGCCUUUUAAUAGUUGUAAUAAUUUUAUAAUCAUUUUAAAAAUUCAAUGCAAAUUUCAAAAUUAAAAUAUUAAGUUGUAAAUAUUUUUUCAAUGAAAAUUUUGAAAUUAAAAUAUUUAUAUAUUUUAUAUGGUAUAUAGUUUAAGUUAAACGAAUAUUAAAUAUAUAUAUAUAUAUAUAUAUAUUACUAUGAAUAUCUAUCAAUUGAGUCUUCCUACUCAUAUGGUUUUAUAAUCAUUUUAAUCUUGUUACAACAAAACUUUUAAACUACUGAUCACAAUUUUUCAGUGUGAAAAUUUUAACAAUUUUGAUAAUUUAUAGUCAUUUAAAAGCAAUUCAAAAUAUAACUUAUAUGGAAAAUCUAAAUGUUUAUUCUAUGGUUAAUGUAUUAUUUAUUUUAUUCUACUAAUAUAAAAUUAAACAAAAAUUAUACAUGAUACAAAAAUUGUUAUCAAAAUUUUAUUAUUCAAAUCAUUAAUUACCAUAUAUAUGUUAUUCACAUUAGGUAAUACCCGUAGUUCUUAUUUAAGAAAAGAAUGAACAAUGUUUUUGUAUACAUUAAUGAUUAACUUUAUGGUUAAUUAAUGAGAAAUAUAGUAUAAGUUUAGGUGGAGCAACAUUUUUCUCUUACAAUUUUAAGAAUCAAUCUAGUGUUGAUACAUGAUAUAGCUUAAAUGUUAAAAUGCUUCUCAACUUAUAUAUAAUGGAUUGUAAAUGACUAGUUAGAAAAUAAAUCUGUAUAUACAAUACUUGAGUAUUAGAUAUGAGUACUAGGUAUGACAUUUACAAAUACUUGAAAAAUAAUUCGAAACAAAUUCCAUUAUGAUCCAUAUAAAAUAUUUAGUAAAGAACACAAAUCAAUUUUGUAUAAAUCUAAGUUAAUAAAAUGUCUAAGUUUUGCAUGGACAUAUAUAUCUCUUAUAUUUAAUUGAGAAGCAAUACAACAUUUUAGGUAGCAACAUGUCAUUACUACAAUGAAUUUUAGAAUUUUUUUUUAAAAUUUUGGUUUGUCCAUAUAAACAUAGAUUAUAUUUUUUAUUAAACUAACAAUCAAAUUUAUUAGUAGUAUACAAUAAAUAUCCUCAUUCUUUCCUUAAAUAAAAUCAAUGGAACUAUCUAAUAUGAUUAACAUACAUAUGGUAAUUAAUGAAUUUAAAUAAUAAAUAUUUGAUAACAAUUUUCGUAUACUCCAUCAUUUUUUAAAAUUUUAUAUUAUUAAGAAAUUAAACAAUCACAAUAACUAUAUAAUAAAUAUUAGAUUUUCUCUUAGAUGAUCUAUUUUAUUUUUUUUAAACGACUAUGAAUUAUUAAAACUGUUAAAAGUCUCACGUUGAAAUUUUUCAUGAUCAAUGGUUAACUUUUUUUCAUAAUAAGAUACAAAUGAUUCAUUUGUAUCUUGUUAUACAAAAAAGUUAGACAAGAUCAUAAAAAUUUCAACUUAAGACUUUGAACAUAGUGUCUCAUAAUUAUCAUAGUGUCUCAUAAUUAGAUAUAACUUUUUUAAAAGAAUAAUCGUAUUAACUUCUUUUUUCCUGGGACUACAGUUUCUCUGAAACGAUUUCUUAUAAACUAAUAUAUAUUUCCACUGUUUUUAUUCAAUAAUGUAUUAUAAGUUUUAUUUUGUUUCAGUUAGAUGAUGAUUUUAGUUUAUAAUGUAAAAUUUAUUAAUUUUAAUGUUUAUAACCAUUUGUGUUUUUCAAAAUUUUAAUUAUUGAUUGAAUUAUUUGACUAGGUAAUUAAUAUAUUUUCAUUUUAGAAAAGGUAAGAAAUUAAAUGUAUUCUAAAUUUGAAAAUUGGAAAAACUUAUGGAAUAUUUGUUUUUACCAUAAAUGAAACUAUACCUUUGUUAGAUCAUUUGUUUUCCCUUAUUUCAUGGAAUCAUCAAAUUAGUCAACGAGUUUAGUUGGAAAUACAUAAAUAGAAACAUUGUCAGACUGUCCAUGUUUAAGCAUAUAAAUCUCUUUUCGUAUGUGCUUUAGUUGGACAUUGAUCUCCAAGUUCUGUCUUAAACUGUAAGCCUUUUUGUUAGAUCAUUCUUUGUCCCUUAUUUCAUGGAAUCAUCAAAUUAAUCAACGAGUUUAAUUGGAAGUACUUAAAUAAAAACAUUGGUUCUUUCUAUAAACAAACUCUGUCCAUGUUUAAAUCUCUAUAUAGGCACCUCUGUGUAUAAGCUGAAUAUAAAUCUCUUUUCAUCUGCAUAGAUACUAGGUUGCCUGUGGUAUAGCUGGACACUGAUCUCUAAGUUCUGUCUUAAACUAUAAGCUUUUUUUAACCAUUGACUUUGAAUUCCACAGAUCUCAUUGACGAUGACGUGGUACUGAGAAGGGGUUGGAAACUGAAUCAUCUCAAAGCGUUUCAAUCAUGAACAAAGAGAAUGCUGUUUCUGGCAACGUCAUACCGCUCCAUGCCCAUACUGCUUCAGAAGUGGAUGUUGCAACACAGAGUCUAGGACAUGUCGUUAGAGCAAACACAAAGAGAGCAUCCUUGGACGAGAAGAAAGCCAAUGCACCUAAGAAGCGAGCUGUUCUUAAAGAUAUCACAAAGGAGAUUUCAGCUAAGUUGGAGAACAUCAAGCAGAUAGAGAAGGUGGCAUCUUCUUCUGUAUCCACUGUGGCAAGUAAUCUGCAAGUCAUUGACAUUGAUUCAGAUAACAAAGAUCCUCUACUUUGUAGCCUUUAUGCACCUGAAAUCUACUACAAUCUGCGUGUUGCCGAGCUUCAACGCAGACCAUUUCCUGAUUAUAUGGAAAGGAUACAAAGAGAUCUGACUCAUACAAUGAGAGGAAUACUAGUUGAUUGGCUUGUCGAGGUCUCAGAGGAAUACAAACUUGUACCUGACACACUCUAUCUCACAGUAUAUCUCAUAGAUUGGUUUCUCCAUGGAAACUACAUUGAAAGACAGAGGCUUCAAUUGCUCGGUGUCACUUGUAUGUUCAUUGCUUCAAAAUACGAGGAGAAAUUUGUGCCACGCAUUGAGGAGUUCUGCUUCAUCACUGAUAACACUUUCAUAAAAGAUCAGGUCUUGGAGAUGGAGAGACAAGUACUGAUGCAUUUUAGCUUUCAGAUUUACACACCCACUUCAAAAACAUUCCUCAGGUAAAUGUGAAAACACUUCAGAUGUUCUAGUUUUUUUGGUGAUUCUAAGUUUCCAUUCUUUUUUGCAGGAGAUUUCUCCGGGCAGCUCAUGCUUCUGAUAUGCAGAAACCAAGUGUCGAGAUAGAGUUUCUGGCGAACUAUCUCAUGGAACUGACGUUAAUAGACUAUGAGUUCUUGAAGUUCCUUCCUUCGGUUAUCGCUGCUUCAGCUGUUUUCCUUGCUAAGUGGACACUGAACCAAUCAAGCCACCCUUGGGUCUGUUCUCUCUUUGGUUUUUGUUAAGACAAAUCUUGAAUCUUGAAUAUUGAAUCUCACACAGCUUUUAUUCUUUCAUUUUAUUGGGUUUAGAAUCCAACUCUUGAGCAUUACACAACGUUGAAAGCCUCAGACCUCAAAGCAUCAGUUCACGCCUUGCAAGAUCUACAGCUUAACACCAAAGGGUGCACCUUAGUUUCUAUACGCAUGAAGUAUAAGCAAGAGAAGGUAAACACAAAAAAGAUUCAAGUUAAAUCUCACUUUUUAGUUUGGUUUGGUUUGGUUUGGUUUACAUAACUUUACAUAUUUAUAUUACAACAGUUCAAAUCAGUGGGGGUUUUGUCGUCUCCGGAGAUACCUGACAGGCUAUUCUGAAUAGAGACUAAACAGAGUGGUUCUUCUCCUAACCGAUGCAUUUGCAACUUAGAAACUGGUGGCCAGGACCAUCCCUUUUCCUCCUUCAUAUGUAGCUACAAAAAAAGUCUACAUUAAUAGCAGAUUAUUAUAGCACGUUUUACCGAACUACUAUCACAGAUAACUUAGAAAUUUUCGUACUAUAUAAUAGCGUUAAAUAAACGUUACUACAGAGUCAAACCUAAAAUAACAUUUAACUAAUAUAUUUUGAAAUUUAAGUGAGCGGAAAAACAAAAUUACUGAUUUCGUCAACACUUACUAAAAAAUUAGACUUAAUUGCCAAAUACAUUAUUUAAGCUGUUUCAGUAAUGUUAUCAAAUGCAUAUAAUAGCAUUUUUCUAAUGCUAAGAAAAACUAUUUAAACCUCUAAACUCUAAACAUAGUUUUAAACCCUAAACAUGGUUUUAAACCCUAAACUCUAAAGACAACUCUUAAGACUAAUAUUUUUAUAUUAUAACUUCAAAUCUUAAUGUUAAACUCAAAAUUAUAGUUUUCUUAAUCUUAAACAAAAAUCUUUAAUCUUUAAUAUUUAAUCAAACUCUAUAUCCUAAAUCCUAACUUUAAACAUAAACUAUAUAUUCAAUACUCUAAAUAUAACCUUCAAAUCUUAAAUCACAAAGCUAAACUUUACUCUUAAUCAUAAUUCUUUUUUACAAACCAUAAAAUCUAAAUUAAAAACUUUUAAAUCAAACAUACACAUUUAGAAAUGAAUUAUAAAUCAGAUUAAUGGUAAACUACUAAAAAAAAAAAAUAGACUAAUUAAUAAAUAAUUAAGCAAGCCUUUGAAAAGAAACACAGGAAGGAGAAGUAGUGGUGUGGCAGACCGGUGUCUCCGGUUAAGCGCGGUGCGGCGAUGGUGUGACAGAGCGGCGCUGGAGUCUUUUUUUUUUUUUUUUUUUUUGUAAUAGUCAAUGUAUCCGAGUCAUUCGUUUCCAAGCCUGAGAUGCAGAAGGUCCUUCACUUUCUCUUACCCUUUAGCUGUGUGCUUAUUGCAAUGGAACACACUUUAAAGUGUUUGAACUUUUACUUCUUUUGGCUGGAGAUUGAGAUGCUUCAGGAUUAUAAUCUAUCAAUAUUUAAAUCUGAAGCCAAAAGUAUCAAUAUUCCAUGGGUAAACCUAUACCAUAUUGGGUUAUUUUUUGGGUCUGGAUUUCAAUAUUGACGUUUAUGGGUUUUUGCGGAUUGGGUAUAAACUGGGUUGGAUUAUCUGUGGGUUGGGCUGGGCUAGGUUAUUUUACCCUACGUUAACAUCCCUAUUCUCAGGUAACAUAUAUAAAUGGUUGUUCUACUUCGUGAUGGUGAUGAAUCCUUGAGACAUCUUUUGAAGGUAUUACGAAGUUUUUUACUUUGGAUUGUUCUUUUCUCAAGGUUGAGACGGAGAGAACAGAUCCGGAGGCGGAGAGAGAAUAGACGCUAUCGGAGCUUGUCAGAGGAAUAGUAGAAGAAGCUUGACGACGGAGGAGGUAAGGCUGGUCGUACGGGGGAGAUGCGAGUGCGGCAGAGACUGAAGAAGAAUAUGGUUUAGUGGCUUUAUUAGGUUUAGACGUUUAGUUAAUAAACCAAUUUGUAAUAGUAAACCAUGUAAACCAAAAUUCAAUUUAUUGUAAACUAAAUUUAAUUUAUAAAUAAAAUUUAUUUUAUUUUUAUUAUAAAACAAUUUUAGUUUAAUUUUCAAUUAUUUUAUUUUUAAUUAUAAUAAUUUUUAGUUUAUCUAAAAAUCUAUAGUAGUCUUUCCACGGUCUGGAUUCUGAUACCCAGUAACUGGAUUAAUCAGUGUUCGUUUAUUCCGAUCUAGUUUAGACUUAUUUGGUUCUACCAAACCGAGAUUAUUUUAAUUGUAAAGGAUGUAUAAUUUUUUCUAUUUUCUAUCAAGCCGUUAUGGCUACAGAACAUUAUUUUGUUCUGCUUUGCUAUAACCUAAACUAGAUCUGCUAUGUCAUCCCUAUUAAAUUUGAUAUCUACUUUCUUUUUGAUUAAUAGGAAAUUUGAUGUGUACACAAAUAAAUUAUACUAGUUUGAUGUAUACAUUAAGCUACAAUUGAGAUGAUUAACUCAUUUUUGUUUAUCUCUAUCUAAACAUAGGCAGACAUUGUGAUACAUACCCAACAAGAUCCGCAGCCGAUGUUUUUAAAACCGGACAGGAAACUGAACUGGAUAAUUUUUGGAUCACGUUUCAACAUGGUUGGAACAGGUCAAACAUGGUUUAAUAAUCUGGUUUAAUAUAUUUUCAAAGUAUAAAUUUAGAAGUAAUGUUAGUAAAUACGAUACAUAAUCAAAAUAUAAAUAAAUUAAAUACAUAAACAUUAUAAAGAUACUUUUUAUGUUUAUACAAAUGGUUCAUAGAUUUUUGAUAGUUUUAAUGAUUUUUAUCACUUUAAUAACUCUGAGAUCCAAUCCGACUACGUGACGGGUUCAUGGUCGAACCAGUUAUUAGACCCAACCCGGCUAUAUAACCAGUUCAUGGUCGAACCCGGAUCAACCAGUGGGUUGGUCCGGUUUUAAAAACACAGCCUGCGGCCUAACCAUAAGACAUUUCUGCUUGUUUGAUUCAUUUUCAGGUCUAAUAUUUACUAAGUCAUUUUCAAUGUAAUGAGGUCCAUAAACAAUCGACCAAAACAUAGAGAAACACAAGGUAAAUCGCUUUGUAUAAAUAAUCAAAUGAUAUUCAAUACAUAAGUUCAGUGUGCUCUAUAGGCUAUUAUAAGUUCAUUUGUAACACGAUCUAUCAACACACCACACAACCAUUUGCUGAUAGAGUUUUUACGGCUCCUUGGCUUUUCCACGAUCAACCUUAGAUCCUGAAACCAUAAACCACUCGCUGCAAUCAUAAUCCGAUAUCAUAACGGUUGAUUCUAACAAUGCAUGGUUUGGUUCCUCUAAACAAUUAUAAACCUCUAUCUACUAUAUCACAUACAUUCGGCCAAGCCCGAACAAGUCAAAGCCUAACCCAACAAUCUUAUUCAGACCAUAACCGAAUCGCCCUUAUUUCAUUCCGAUCACACAAUUCGGGUCUAGGUUCGAUUGGCCAAUCUUUAAGUCCGGCCCAUAGGCCCACAUACCUACUUAACUUAUUCAGCCCAAAUCUUGGAUCCAUAGACACGAGUAAAGCCUAUCCGGAUUGCCUUGCAACCGAUCAGACCUUGCGAUCUCUUACCGCGGUCAAACGAACCAUACGUCGACUAAUAAGUCUUAGACUGACUCAAUGGAUCGGCCUAAGCCUUAAUUACAUUGGUCUGCUCAACACAUGCGCACAUCCGGCCCAUGGCCUAGGAUCGCGGUUAGAUGCAAACGAUCUAAGGCAAGGGACAUAACCCUUCAUCUCAACCUUCUCACAUAUUCGUACAUAUCCAGAAAGAGAAGAAGUAGAAUGAAUUGAAAUAUAUUAGAGAAGAACAGAUGCGACCUAAACCAAUCGGACCAUAGACUCGACUAAACCGAACAAUGGUCUAGUCUGAUGGAUCGCCGGUCUAUCACAUACCUUGGAGCCACACUCAGAGGUUUCCACACGUUUCUCCUUGCCAGCUCCAUCUAUUUCUAGUUGGUAUCUCUUCCUCAAACGAUCACCCUUGUUGGAAAGUAAACACCACCGCGAUCGGCCUUUCUCUUGAUUGGAUUAUCUCUCUCUUUCUUUUUUUUUGUUUCUAUUCUCUCACGAUAUUUCACUGAGUUUUUACUCUUGAAACUGAUUAUUAGAACCAACAUAGAGACCCUAUAUUUAUAGGGAAUGAGGUCGGCCAUUGCCUUGGGCGAACGAGUACAAAUUGCUAGACGGAUGGGUACAACUUGGUUGAAAGUUUGUAAGUUUAGCCAGUUCCACCCCAUUGCCUAUAACCGCCCCAUAUUGGGUCGAUCUUAUACCCAACCAGUUAUCUAAGCCCCCUAGGCCUAGCCCAGGACCUCACCAGCCCAUAGCCAACAUGGCCAACCAACCAGCCUUGCACCAGCCCGGACCCGGACCAACUGCUCAAGCUCCAAACACUCCUUCCAGCUGAGUUGAGCUGGCUCCCAACUGACCCAGCUGAGUGAGCUAGUAGUCAAGCUAGUUGAGCUGACAUAACUUGGACCGAGUAAAUUGAGCUUGACCAAACUUUUUUCAGCUGAUCGAGUACACGUCUACAUCGCCCAGCUAUCAUACAACUCGUCCAACUUUGUCAUCUUUGUUUCCUUCAAUGCAAGGUUAAGUUUCUUCCUUCUGAUGGACUUAACCUUCUAAUUUGGCCAUGGAACACUUGAUUUUAAGUCUUACAAACGGAUGGUAUGUUUCCCCGAACCAUGGCCCAUCCCGACGAUCCUAUCUAGGAUCGAAGAUGCAAUAACUCUCCCCCACUUGCGAUGGAUUCGUCUCGAAUCCAAACCAAGUAUUUCCUCGGUCGCAAAUUGCACAAACCACUGAGGAUAGUCGGCUUUCAUCCUAGCCUCUGUCUCCCAAGUUGUUUCCUUUUGCCCAUUAUAAUCCGAGAUGACUUUGAUCAUUUGGAUCGUUUUUUUCCUUGUUGCUUUUUCCAUCCUAUCUACAAUCCUAACCGGCCUUGUCUCAAAGGUUAGGUUCGUACCCAUAUCCGCAAGAAUCUCUGGUAUAAUGAUAUCUUGGUCCGUUAUACAUUUCCUAAUUUUGGUGACAUGAAACACAUUGUGGAAUGCUUCCAUCUUGGUUGGCAAAUCCAACUUUUAUGCCACAUUACCAACUCUUUCAAUGAUCCUGAAUGGAUCCAAGUAUAUCGAGUCUAAUUUUCUUCUCCCAAUAAUCCUCACCCGUCCCUUGAAGGUGAUCAUUUUGAGAUGCACGAGGUCAUCGACCACGAACUCGAGAUCUUUCCUUCGUUUAUCUGCAUAUUUCUUUUGUCGAUCUUGAGCCGCCCUCAUCUUAUCCUUCAAUAACUUAACCUUCUCAGUUGUCUCCUCGACAAUCUCUGGACCAAUCAUACUACGCUCCCCUAGUUGUGUUCAGCAUAGUGGUGUCAUGCAUGGCUGCCCAUAUAUAGAGGCCGCACACCACACAGCCACUCACCGAUAGAGUCUUCACGGCUCCUUGGCUUUACCACGAUCAGCCUCAGAUCCUGAAACAAUAAACCACUCACAUCAAUCAUAAUCUGAUAUCAUAAAGGUUGAUUCUAACAAUGCAUGGUUUGGUUCCUCUAAACAAUUAUAACCCUCUAUCUACUAUAUCACAUACAUUCGGCCAAGCCCAUAACAAGUCCAAGCUUAACCCAACAAUCUUACUCAAACCAUAGUCGGAUCUACUUCUUCUCUUUCUCGAUAUGUACGAAUAGGUGUGAAGGUUGAAUCGAAGGGCUGCGUCCCUUGGCUUAGAUCGUUUGUUUGAUCACUGUGGAAUCGACCUGUUUCGGUGUUAAUUUUAUUGUAGUAAAGUACAUGUCUAGGGAUGUUUUCUUACAUACCAUCAUCUGGUUGGACCUAUAAGGAAUAUUUUCUUUCCCUAUUAUAUGGUCUUAUAGUUAUCCGUUUUCUAUUGGAAUAUUGUUAUUCCUUAAUAUAUUUGGUGACCAAUGAAAUUGAAGAUAAAUGAGUAAUUCCUAAUUUUUUUCCACCUUGAUGGACAGUUGAGAUUAAUCUAAAGGAAACCCUAAAGAAGAAUUAGGUCAUCUCUCCACCUAUAAAUACAUAUCUUUAGACCAUCAUAAAGAUAUCCUAAAAGCAAAACUAACGUUAUAGGCGAGGCGAGAGAAACCUAAAAGUUUCUAAGAAGAGAUUGAGCUCUUCAUCUUUCAUUCAGGACUCAAUCCAUUCAGGAAGAUCUCUCAGGCACAAUGAAUCCAGGUAACUCUAUAAACAUUCAUAUGAUUCUAUUAUAUGAUUAACCUAGAUGUUUAAAGAUCUUAUAAUUCAUGUAAAUUUAACUUACAUGACCGAGGAAGUUAUUUGAAUGAGUUUUUAUUCUUCGAGGUUAUAUAUCGACAUGUUUGUUUUGUGUUUAUCUUUGGGUUUUUUCCUGACACGGGUGCCAUCCAUGUCAGGAUUUAUGAUUUAGUGUUUGCAAUUUCAAUUUUACUUAUAGUUAAGACAAUAUAAUAGGAGUAUAUAGAAUGAAAUUUGUGAAUACUGAAGGGGAAAUCGUGGGUGGGUUAUGUAGGUUGGAGAAAUAGAGUGCCAGAGGGUAAAGUGAAGAAGGAGGGUUGGCCACACAUGUUUUUUCUCCUCUUUGAGCAAUCUACAUCGCGCGGAGUUUGAUUCUAAAAACAAAUUAAUUGCUAUAUUUUUUCCUAUACUUUUGGAUUUGUGACAUAUUUGGUUGGAGCAACUGUUUUGCAUUAAUUUGUUUUGAUAUAUUUCUUUGAAAAUUUGUGUUUGAUAUACUAUGGAUUUUACCCGCUUUUAGCCAUGGUAUAUAGAUGUUUUUAAAUACAUUAUAUUUUAUUUACUUCAUUUUUCACAUUUUCUCUAUUUAAGUUACUCUCAUUUACUUAAUAUCCAAUCACACUAGAUGACCGUAUAACACAUAUAGCAAUAUAAUCUAUGUGGAAAAGUUAUUUACUUUUAUUUCAGUUGCUUGAAUAUCCAUCAACCGGAUUUUUUUUAAUAUUUUUCUCUCGUUACUAUUCAAAGAAGAGUAAUUGUAGUGUGUGUUUAUCCCAUCCAAUUAGUGAAUAGAAAAAUGUUGAGCUGCAUUUCACUUUCUUAAUUUUUAUUUACUUUGAAGAUUUUCCACUUGUUUUCUCAUUUUUAAGUUACUCUCGUUUAUUCUAUUUUUUCCAAUCAUACUUUAUGACUAUAUAACACAUAUAACGAUAUAAUCUGGGUGAAAAAGUGAUUUAUUCUUAUUUCAGUUGUUUUAAUACCAAUCAUGUGGAAACUAUUUUUAUUUCUUUCUAAUUAUUUACUCUUUUUACUAUUCAAAGAAGAAUAAAUGUAGUGUGUGUUUAUUUCAUCCAGUUUGUGAAGAGAGAAAUAUCGCGUUGCAUUUAAUUUUCUUAUAUUUUAUUUACUUUAGAGAUUUUUCACUAUUUUCUCUAUUUUAAGUUCUUCUCAGUUAUUCUAUAUUAUUUAUUCACAGUAUAUGGCUGUAUAACGUAUUUAACGAUAUAAUCUAGGUAGAAAAGUGAUUUACUCUUAUUUCAACUGUUUUAAUACCAAUCAAAUAGAUUUUUUUUAUAUUUUUCUCUCAUUACUAUGGAUAUUCAAAGAAUUGUAAAUACAGUGUGUGUUUAUCCAUCUACUUCGUAACAAUAAUGUUGUCACUGCAUUUCGUUUUUUAUAUUUUAUUUACUCCUACGUUUUUUCACUCAUUUUCAUUAUUUUAAAUUACUUUCAUUUACUCUUAAAUUAUCCGUUCACACUCUAUGAUUGUAUAACACAUUUAGUGGGUCUGAUUGGUUGCAGCUGUGAUUUUAGUUUUUUGCUGUAGAAUUUAUGCGGUGUAUUUUUUUGCUGUAGCUGUAAGAUUUUUGCUGUGAUUUUAUAUGUUAUAAAACUCACAGAUUUAUUAAUAAGUUUCUAAAACACUGUUAUUGGGGGUGAUUGGUAGUUGUUGUAGGUGCUGUCCACAGCCCUAUUUAUUUCUACAGCACCAAAUUCAAAGCAAUCAAGCUUUAAAUUUUUUUUUUGAAACCAAAGCUGUUGAAAUAAACUACAGCUGUACAAGUGCUCUGCAGAGCCAAAUAUCCAAAGCAAUUUUUUAGUGCUUUCCAUAAAAUUCUACAGCAAUAAAAUCUAAAGCCAUAGCAAAAAGUCUACAGAUUUUUUCUAUAGUAAAACUUUUAAAGCUACAGCCAUUACCAAUCGGACCCAUUAUGCUGUGGAAAUAUUAGUGUCUACAGCCAAAAAAAAAGAAAAAAAAGAAACGAACACUACAAAAAAAGAGAGUUAUUGUGACUAAAUUUUGUGACGAUCUGUAUUCGUCAUAAUUUGGUGACGUUUUUAAUACGAUGUUGUGACUAUUAUAUUCAGUCUUAAUUUCGUAGUUGUUUCGUAACAAUACUGUGACGAAGUAAAAGGUUGCUAGAAUUUGUAACAAAUUAAGACGUAAUUGUUACCACAGUAGGAAACGUAACAUUUAUGACGGUUUGUGACGAACUUUAGCGUAACCAAUUAGAUACUAAAUUGCGACGGAAUUAAAAGUCUCUGUUUGUAAUGAUAUAGAUACUAAAUUGCGACGGAAUUAAAAGUCUCUGUUUGUAAUAUUGAUAUAGUGACUAAAUUUUAGUCACUAAUUAGCACAAAAUAUCAUUUCAAAUUUUGACAUAAAUCAUGUAGCAAAUUGGUAGCAAACUAAAACCAAUUUUUGCAUGUUUUUUUCCACGUUUGUGUCUUAACCAUUUAUAAUUUAUAACAUAUUUGAGACUAUUAUUAUAGUUACAUAACAGCAAAAAUAUCUAUGAAGUAAAAUAUAUUUUAUGAAACAUACAAGUCAAUGUUACAUUUUCGUAUGUAGUACAUAUAUAAUUCACAUAUUCCUAAUCUGAUAAAGAAUAUACUUUAUCAAUUCAUAUUUAUAUUAUUAAGAGAAAAUUAGAAUAUUAAUUAUUCAUAUAUAUAUAUAGAACACAAGUGAUCUUUAAAACUUUUCAGAAAAAGAGACCAACUGCAAUAAAGAUUUUUUUUUUUAAAAAACUGUGUUGGUUUGAAUGAGAUAAUUAUCGAGACGAAAAAGAAGAAGGGUUCUCAAGCUAUUUACUCUAAAAAGAAGAAGAAGGGUUCCUAAGUGUUGAUAGUUAGACCAAUGUAUAUUGAAUGAUGACAUUAAAAUUACAAGGCAGUGGAUGUAUAUCGAUGGUGCUAGACUGCUAGUAAUAAAGUUUCAGAAACUUAUUGUCAAGAAUUAGAGAUUUUUAGGAAAUUUGCAAAAUCUCAACAAAAACUUGAUUUUACUGCAAUGCAAUAUGAAGACUCUGAUCCAGUCGUUAUAUUGAUCCAUAGCACGUUGAGGCACUAACAACAUGUAUGGUCAAGCAGAAUAUCUUGAUUAUAUCGAAGUGGAAGAAGAACUUGGUUCGGAUGUUAAAAGCGAAAAUCCUGAUAUCGAACUAAUUUAUGAAGAAUUUGAUUAAUUUAUUUGUAUCUAUUUAUCAUCGAUUUUUAGUCUGUUGUUUUAGUAUAGUUAGUUACUUAUUUUAUAACAGAAAUACAUACAAAACUUUAAGUUCAAAUAAAGUAUUAUUUUAAAAAUAAUUGGGCACUAAAGGCGGUAUUCUGAAAUUUUAAGAUACACCGCCAUAAAACUUGUCAAAAGGUUCGAAAAACAUUUAAAGCUUUUUAUUGACUAUAUAUAUCCACUAAGCCAUCAUAAACCCUACAGGUUUUCUCAAUAUAUAAAAACUUCAUAACUUGCCGUCAAAAUUAUAAGCCUAAAAAUACCCUCUCAGAGGAACCAUACAUCUGAAAGCUUUUCCUCUUGCUGGAUCUGGUGCUGUAAAGGUUUAUUUCUCAUCACCCAUAAUCCCUUUUAUUUAUGGAUGACUUGUUUGCGAAUAUAAUAUCGGAGCCAUAUAGGUUGAAAACUAGAAGCGUUUUAUCAAUGUUUGCUUUGAAACUUGUGCUUGGCCACUUUCUUCUAGAGCUUUGAUAAUCUCUACAAUUUAAUUAUUUAUAGUUCUUUGGAAUCGUUCUCUUAAACAAAAUUUGAUGGAUUAUUUAUAGACAUAUUUUAUUAUUGGCCACUUCUGGAGCACUUUAGAGAACUAUUAAUUAUUAAAAAGAAAGUUGGAUUGUUUUGUGUUCUUGUCUUAGCUAGGAAUAAGAUAUGUACACUGAUCAGUUUAUUUUUGGUUUCCUUUGUAGAGGACUCGACCACCAAUAACAAUAGGUGGACGUUCAUAUGGGAGAUGAUCAAAUACCCAACCUAAUGGUUCUCAGUCUGCUGUUUCCUAAAGAAAUGGUGUAAACUCUGAACCAGUAUAAUAGGGAAGAAGUUGCACAUGUUCCAGUACAACGUGAUGUUGGAAUGAUCCACCCAUCUCGACAUAAUGCGCUCUUCAAGAAACGAUUUGAAACUAUAAAGACUUUCUACUUCGGCACAGACUAGUUUGGUUUUGGUGCUAUUUUAGUUUGUUGAUAUUUUAUAUGCUUUUAAUUCCUUUAUGCUAUUUGUUUUUUUUUUCAUUCUUAAUUGUUGUUCAAGUUUACACUAUAUUAUGAAAAUUUUAUUUUUAAUAAUUGUUCUUUUCAGGUUAUUUCUUUUUGGUAAAUAAAUAUUAAAAUCACAAUGUAAUACAAACGACAUAAUGUAAAUAAAAAAAUAUGUAGAUAUAUAUUUAAGUCAGUAAAGUCGUGACUAAAUUAGUAAAAACGGUGAGAAAUACGAGAUAAUAUAUUAGUAUCAAAUUAAAACUGAUUUGUGACCAGAAAUCAGUAGCAAAUUAUACCAUUUAGUGACGGCCAAUUAGUUUUCAGUUGUGACGAUUAGUGACCACUGUUUGGUCACACCAAGUGGCGAAACUGAGACGGUGUAAUGGUCACAUAAUAUGACAGUUUUGUGACUUGAUUAUUAGUCUGUAAUUGUGACUGUUUUGUCACUUUUAUGUAUCGUCACAACUUGUGUCGCAAUUGUUACUGUCUCGAUACGUCGCAAAAUUGUUACAUUUUUGUUACCAAAAAAAAUUUGUGACGAUCAUAUUGCAACCGUAUACAUAUGGUUACAAAUACGUCACAAUGUCAAUAUUGUGACGAAAUAUUUUAUAUUGUGACGAAAAUAUUCGUUACAAUACACUCAUUUUCUUGUAGUGGAAGUUGUAGGUUUCAAAAAUCAAAGCAAAGCUUGACUGUUAAAUAUUGUGGCUGUAGAAAUAUUUUUUUGUUGUCCACAGCAACCAAAGCACUAACCAAUCAACCUCUAAUCUAGUUGAAAAAUGCUUUACUUUUAUUUCACCUGACUUAAUAUCAAUCAAAUGGAAAAAAAAAACAAUUUUUUUAUUUUUUAUGUUUUACUCUCUUUUCUAUUUAAAAAAGAGUAAAUCCAAUGUGUAUUAAUCACAUUGAAUUUGAAAAGAAAAAUGUCAAGCUGCAUUUCACUUUUUAAAAUAUUUUAUUUACUCUUCAGAUUUUUCAUUCAUUUUUUUCUUUUUUUUUUUAGUCUCAUUUACUAUAUAUUAUCCAAUCACAUUCAUAGCUAAUUAUUUCUUAUUUAGUAUAGGGCUUAUUGGCGAUAUAGCCAGAUUUCAAAAACAAAUAAAAAAAGUAACAAUGAUUUUGACGUAAUUCAGUGUCAGACAUUUUGGCUUGAUACUAUCCGGUUAUGCCCCUUACCAUAACAGGUUGCCGGUUCCUUGUUAUAAAAUGAACGACAUGGAAGAUGUGUUUGCCACAUUAACAAUCACAUAUAAUAGGGAUCGUUGUGCGCAGCUGUCUUGAACACGUAUGCGAAAGGAUAUAAUCAAGAGUAUUUGACGAACAGUUGUGAGGGAGAUAGAAACUCUGUUAAUAGAACAGCGAUCUGAAGAUGAUGACAUAAAUCCUAUUCCGAUUGUAUUGCUUUCCAUACUAUGUCACGUACGUGGAAUGAUUUAUUGUAAGUUCAUUUACAAUAGAGUGAUGGUGUUCUUAAUUUCAGAAUGGUGAUAAGGUGCAUGGUGAAAGUAAAAUACGAAAUGGUUUACAUAAAAUCAAGCCGAAUUCAGUAAAACGUCCAAGUUAGAGGACGAAACUUUCCGUUUCACAUGAGUCAGAUGGAAUGUAAUAUAUAUUAUGAACGUAAAUAGAUACAUGCAAAAAAUCUUCUUUCCAUUCCACAUGAACUAUAUAAGAUAGAAUAGGUGUAUGCAUAUGACCCACAAAAUAAGUAGACGCUGAUGUAUGCGGUUGUGCAGAGUUGAUGACGUAUUCCCUGCAGUAAAUGACCACUAAUGGAUUACAACUAUUUCAUAUAAAGGAUUACGAGGAAGCCACGUAAAUAGGUGGAGUUAUUAGAGAUGUUUUACUGUGCAGAGUUAAACAAGUGGUGUAAAUUAGAAAGUGUACCAAUAAAUGUUGUAUUCCAUAAUAUAAUUGUUGUGUACGGUUAGUCCACAUAGUACGUACACAUGUCAAUGUGUUUAUUCCAUUGAAUAUAUUCUAUACCACGUACUACAUACUAUGUUAUGUGAUGCUAUACACAUAGUUCACCAACUUUGAUUUACAUACAAAUGAUAGCUAAUGGGAGCUUGGUAAAACAACAUUUCACAGUAAACACUAAACCUAAGUCCAUGAAAUAUAAACCCUCAUACAAUGCAGUCCAAAUCAUUCCGAAAUGACACUCCUUUUCUCAAAAACAUGAUUCGCCUAAUUACAUUCUUUAUCAGCCAUAGCCCACACAUGGUUGACGUACAUAAAGCUAAUGAGUAUAUGUAAGACAACGCUUGAUAUGUACAUACACUUCAUAGUACGUACACAUGUCAAUGUGUUUAUUCCAUUGAAUAUAUUCUAUACCACGUACUACAUACUAUGUUAUGUGAUGCUAUACACAUGGUUCACCAACCUUGAUUUACAUACAAAUGGUAGCUAAUGGGGGCUUGGUAAAACAACACUUCCCAGUAAACACUAAACCUAAGUCAAGGAAAUAUAAACCCUCAUACAAUGCAGUCCAAAUCUCCCUUUUUCUCAAAAACAUGAUUCGCCUAAUUACAUUCUUUAUCAACCAUAGCCCACACAUGGUUGACGUACAUGAAGCUAAUGGGUAUAGGUAAGACAACGCUUGAUGAUGUAAACCCAAUUCCAUAAAAUAGAAACCCUAAUACAUUGGGGACACAAGACGUCCAGAAAUUAAACCCACAUUGCCGGAAGACGGUAGAACAUCAAUCCAAUGUAUGUUAAAAGUAGUUGUUAACCCUUUUAUUCUCUGUGGGUUCAAAGCCUGUCUCAAACAAUUUACAUGGGAGGUCUAAAUCGUCCACGCCAAACCUGCAAAACGAUACAAGCUAAUCAACAAAACUAUGGGAAAGAUGAUAUACAUUUAGUGUCUAAAACCAACAAACACGAAUAUUUCAUCUCGUAUAGAAUAGAGCAGGGCGAUAUCAUACUACAUACAAGUGCAUGCAAAGUGAAAAGUAGUGCUAUUACAUACAACAUAAGCAUAUUCCAAUAUAAUCUACAUGCAACACAACCAUACCAUUCCAAAUUCAAUCUACAAACAACACAACCAUUCCAUUUCAAGUAGAAUAAGGCGAAAAUAUAGUGGAUUAUCUAAUUGAGUGAACUAAUAAUGCAAUGAUAUUUCACACCAAAAUUCAAUUUUCCAUACUACAUACAAGCGCAUGCCAAGUGGAAACUAGUGCUAUUACAUAUUCCAGUACAAUCUACAUGUAACACAACCAUUUCAUUCCAAAUACAAUCUAUGUACAACACAACCAUUCCAUUUCAAGUAGAAUAAGACGAUAAAGUAUUGGAUUACCUAAUUGAAUGAACUAAUAAUGCAAUGAUAUUCCACAUGAAAAUUCAAUUUUCCAUACUAUGUAGUUCUUGUACCAGAGAAACCACAAUUCCAAAAUCUGACCGAAAGAACGAACGAGGAAGCAUAAAUAAAAUGAGGAAUGCACUGAAUAUGAUGAAAAUACCACGAAUUGAAAGCACAUUAUAUAACUAACUGUCUAAUACUAUCUCAUAUGGAAUAGUGAAAUUGCAUAAUAGUAAUAUGACAAGAUAAAACGAGAUGGAAAGUGGAUAUAAUUUACUAUAUGUAGUCGCAAAGCAAUUGUCAGCCACAAUAUUCCACACCAAAUAAAUCUACAUUCAUACACUACGGUCGGUGUGGCACCGGUUCAACAGAAUUCAAAUUUAGGAACCAUCAGAACAGUCGGAACAACCAAAACAUGAAAUCAAAAUCCCUAAAUUCU
Brassica rapa (field mustard) is the source of this 21133-nucleotide messenger RNA. RefSeq names its product cyclin-A2-4-like. The record is from RefSeq and is a predicted model, not a curated record. Gene Ontology annotation, biological process: mitotic cell cycle phase transition. Lineage: Eukaryota; Viridiplantae; Streptophyta; Magnoliopsida; Brassicales; Brassicaceae. Gene Ontology annotation, molecular function: cyclin-dependent protein serine/threonine kinase regulator activity.